GAAGCUAAAAAGGUGAAGUUGGCAGCAAUAGAAUUCACUGAUUAUGCCAUUGUUUGGUGGGAUAAAUUGGGUAUUAAUAGGAGGAAUAAUGGAGAGAGGCCUGUAACAACUUGGAGCGAAAUGAAAGCUCUAAUGAAGAAGAGAUUUGUUCCCAACCAUUAUUUUAGAGAGCUUUAUCAAAAGUUGCAGACCCUUACACAAGGUCCUAGGAGUGUAGAGGAGUACAAUAAGGAGAUGGAAUUGGCCAUGAUAAGAGCUAAUGUGCAAGAAGAUAGAGAAGCAACAAUGGCCCGAUUUCUAAGUGGGUUGAACAAAGAUAUAGCUGAUAUAGUUGAAUUGCAUCAUUAUGUAGAACUAGAAGACAUGGUGCAUAUGGCUAUUAAGGUGGAAAAGCAACUCAAGCGAAAAGGUGCUUCAAAAUUUCAUUCUGGAUCAACUUCUUCUUUCAAACAGAAUUGGAAGAAAGGAGAAAAAGCUAUCCAAAAGGAGACCACUAGAGGCAAAGAAGAAGCUUCAUCAAAGAGCAAAGGUAAAUCUGAUUCCCAAACUUCUAGAAAUAGGGAUAUAAAAUGUUUCAAGUGUUUGGGUACAGGUCAUAUUGCUUCUCAAUGCCCCAACAAGAGAGUUAUGAUUCUGAAAAAUAAUGAAGUUGUGACUGAAAGUGAGAGUGAAAGUGAUGACUCCAUGCCCCUACUUGAAGAUGCUAGUGAUGAUGGGAUUGAGUAUGCUGUGGAAGGAGAAUGCCUUGUGGUUAGAAGAGCCUUGAAUUGUCAAGUGAAGGAAGAUGAGUUGAAUGAGCAAAGGGAAAAUAUUUUCCAUACUCGCUGCCUCAUUAAUAACAAGGUAUGUAGUUUGAUAAUUGAUGGUGGGAGUGUUACAAAUGUUGCAAGCACUACAAUGGUUGAGAAAUUACAUUUGCCCACUGUUAGACACCCUAGACCAUACAAGCUGCAAUGGCUGAAUGAAUGUGGGGAGAUUAAAGUUGAUAAGCAAGUUCUUGUUUCUUUUUCAAUUGGGAAGUAUUGUGAUGAAGUAUUAUGUGAUGUUGUUCCUAUGCAUGCUGGACAUAUACUUUUGGGAAGACCUUGGGAAUUUGAUAGAAAGGAAUAUGUUGAUGUGUUCCCAGAGGAGAUUCCACCUGGAUUACCACCCAUUAGAGGAAUUGAGCAUCAAAUUGAUUUCAUUCCAGGAGCAACAAUUCCUAAUAGGCCAGCCUAUAGAAGCAAUCCAGAAGAGACAAAGGAACUUCAAAGGCAAGUGGAAGAGCUCAUGGCAAGGGGAUAUGUUAGAGAAAGCUUGAGUCCUUGUGCUGUUCCGGUACUUUUGGUCCCAAAGAAAGAUGGAACUUGGAGGUUUGUGGUGAGUGCUAAAGGAAUAGAAGUUGAUGAAGAAAAGAUAAGAGCUAUUAAAGAAUGGCCAACACCUAAAAGCAUAACUGAGGUGAGAAGCUUUCAUGGUUUGGCUAGUUUUUAUAGGCGCUUUGUCAAAGAUUUUAGCACACUUGCUGCACCACUCACUGAAGUUAUUAAAAAGUCUGUUGGUUUUAAAUGGGAUAAAGAACAAGAUGUUGCAUUCAUUAGGCUUAAGGAUAAAUUGUGUUCUGCACCUGUAUUAGUAUUGCCUAACUUUAACAAAACUUUUGAGAUUGAAUGUGAUGCAUCUGGAGUUGGAAUAGGAGCUGUUUUGAUGCAGGAAGGAAAGCCAAUUACUUAUUUUAGUGAAAAGUUGAAUGGAGCAGCCUUGAAGUAUCCAACAUAUGACAAGGAGCUCUAUGCACUUAAAAGAGCAUUAGAGAAUUGGCAACACUACCUUUGGCCUAAACAAUUUGUAAUUCAUACUGAUCAUCAAUCUUUGAAGCACAUUAAGGGUCAAGGUAAGCUGAACAAGAGACAUGCAAGGUGGCUGGAAUUUAUUGAGACAUUUCCGUAUGUCAUCAGAUACAAGAAAGGUAAAGAAAAUGUGGUGGCUGAUGCAUUGUCAAGAAGGAUUGAUGGGUACUUGUUUAAAGAAAACAGAUUGUGUGCGCCUCAAUGUUCUUUGCGAGAAUUACUUGUGAGAGAAGCACAUGGGGGAGGAUUAAUGGGUCACUUUGGUGUGAAAAAGACUUUGGAUGCUUUGCAUGAACAUUUCUUUUGGCCUAAAAUGAAACGUGAUGUGGAAAGAAUCUGUGCUAAAUGCAUAACUUGUAAAAAGGCUAAAUCUAGAGUCUUGCCACAUGGUUUGUACACCCCAUUACCUGUGCCUAGUGAACCUUGGGUAGAUAUAUCAAUGGAUUUUAUUUUGGGUUUACCUAGGUCAAGAAAGGGUAUGGAUUCCAUAUUUGUGGUUGUCGAUAGAUUUUCUAAAAUGGCACAUUUCAUUGCUUGCCAUAAAACUGAUGAUGCCACAUACAUUGCUGAUUUGUUCUUUAAGGAAAUUGUAAGACUUCAUGGUGUUCCUAAAAGUAUUGUUUCUGAUAGGGAUACAAAAUUCUUGAGUCAUUUUUGGAGGAUUUUGUGGGGUAAGCUGGGUACUAAAUUAUUGUUUUCUACUGCUUGCCAUCCACAAACUGAUGGACAAACUGAGGUAGUUAAUAGAACUUUAACUCAAUUGCUUAGAACUGUGAUUCAAAAGAACUUGAAGAAUUGGGAAAAUUGCUUGUCAUUCAUUGAAUUUGCUUACAAUAGGAGUGUGCACUCAUCUACUGAUUAUUCUCCUUUUGAAAUAGUGUAUGGUUUUAAUCCACUAACUCCCUUGGAUUUAUUACCAUUGCCUAUGGUGUGGGUGCAUAUGAGGAAAGAAAGAUUUCCAGCUCAAAGAAAGUCCAAAUUAGCUCCAAGAGGAGAUGGUCCAUUUCAAGUGCUUGAAAGAAUCAAUGACAAUGCUUACAAAAUU
Messenger RNA from Neltuma alba, 2874 nucleotides. RefSeq lists its product as uncharacterized. The transcript has 5 exons. The annotation marks the transcript as partial. Gene Ontology annotation, biological process: DNA integration. The record is from RefSeq and is a predicted model, not a curated record. Gene Ontology annotation, molecular function: zinc ion binding; nucleic acid binding. Lineage: Eukaryota; Viridiplantae; Streptophyta; Magnoliopsida; Fabales; Fabaceae.